Prorocentrum cordatum is the source of this 2800-nucleotide messenger RNA. NCBI's taxonomy places the organism in Eukaryota, Dinophyceae, Prorocentrales, Prorocentraceae. The record is from the annotation of a GenBank genome assembly.
AUGGACGAGACACCUCUAUACCAUAAGGUCCGCGGCCACGAACGCAUCACAGACGCCAUCAUAGACGCAGCGAACGAGACAGGCGAGACCAACAUCAUCACUGCAGAGCUCGGCAAGGCAGAGACAGAGCACCGCGGCCAGGUGGUCGUUUACGAGUUGAAGAUCGGCGCUGUGUUCAGGAUGCCUCCUCAAGACGGCGACGCUGGGCCGAAACACCUUCACGUGAUUGCGGAAUUGCCGUACACGCUCACGAGCGUUGACCGCAAGACAGCAGAGAUCUACGCGCACAUCGGGAAGAUGCAAACGGCUGGUAUUCAUGAUGAGCUGGGCGGUCUCUUCCAGAGGUUCGAUCGCACUUCGAUGUCGGACGGGGACGGGGCCAUCGCCAAGGCAGAGCGGCACCUUGGCCGAGCUGAAGAAAUCUCACACAGGCGUUGCAAGAUCCACCUGUUGCAGGGCGCCCACGAGAAAAGCAGCGGGUCGGUCUUCGACGAGACUCUGACAGAGCACUACCACAUGAGUAAGGCUCUCCAGGCACCUGGCGGCAUGCGGGCGUUCAAGAACAUAUUCAGGGAGGUGCUGUCCAGGCGCAUGGAGAUCAAGUUCGGCGAGUCGCCCAUGCUCGCCGCCGACCGUCGGCGGGCUGUCAUCGACGAGUUCCUCCCGCGGUCUGCGGCGGAACUCAAGGUCGUCAAGGCGCGCUUGAUUGUGAGCAUGGUCGCAAACGGCGACUACGACCGGAUGGGCACCUUCGAGAUGUAUGCGCCCAAUGCCGACGAGAAUCCUGCAGAGCGUCGGCAUUGGGCAUUGAAGUACUACGUCGAUGCCAUUCUCGCAUUAGGUGUCUAUCCAUUUCCACGGUCCCGCUGGGCAAGGGCAGCGGAGAGCUUGCGCGUCAUCGGGCUGUUGGCGAACACCCGCUGUUUGCUACAAGAGAUAUUUCCUAUUUACGCGGCGCGCCAUCUCAAGACCACCGUGCCUGAUGGUGUUGGCGACGGGCUGCUGGCCAUUGCAGACGUUGGUGCGCACUUGUGCGACGCGGGCGACGCUCAGCCCUUUGCCGACGCAUGUGCCGUGGAUGCAAGGAACAUGGCAACGCACGUGAAGAAAGGCUUGGUUGCGUGUAAGGGCGACGCGUUCGCCGCCAGGAUGCUGUUGUUGACGAUCCUUGUGAAGCCGCAGCAGCACUUUAUGUACAGUUGCCUCGGCCUGGGUUCUGUUCGCGCCUCGGAGCGGGCUCAUGCUCGCAAUGCGGCCCUGGCAUGUGGAGGCGUUGGAACUGGCGCCUGCUUGCCGCCGCGCAUCGAGGCGAACCUCGCUGUUUCUUUGGAGAAGCAAUUCCUGGAUGACUUGGGCGAUCUAUUACACUUGGAUCACAAGUGGGCUGCGCUUCCCGUCGGUGGUGGACGCACCUGGACCUCCAAUUUGCUUGCAUUCCGUGUCAUUGCCAUCGCUGGUGCGGUGGUGACCGACGAGGAGGUCAUCGGCAUGCUCGAGGGUUUCCCGUGGAAGUUGUACGCCUUGGCUCAGCUGAGCGUGGAGACGGGGGACGCCUCGCACAUGACUAAUGGUUUGGAGGCAACGCCAGCGUGCAUGCUCGACCCCUGGACUCGCGGUCUGAUUGCCCACUAUUCGGACAAGGGUGGCAUGGGCAGCGCCGACGCGCUGGCGGACGUCCUUGCCCACGCGGCGGAAGCCGAGAGCGAGAACAGCAGGCGUCUAUAUCGAGGCGGCACGGCCAGCACUAUCCAUUCGGAGUUCCAGAGGAUCGCUUUGCCAAGAGGGCGCGGAAAGAUGCUAAUCAAGCGCUCCUUGAUCGUGAACGCCGUGCUGUCCAACACAUCCCACAAGAUUGGGCGCAUGAUCAAGGCUGCAGCUAUCAGCGACUGGGAUACCAGACACCAGCUACUUUGCCAAGCUGAUUGCGAAGCCCUGCCGCGCCUAGGACCACCGCGGGCGCGAUGCUUCGAGGCUGGUCUCUGCUUGUGCGGCGACGGCGGCGGAUUAGUCGACAUGUUCGUCAAGCACUGGGAGGGCGCUGUCAAGAUGCAGUUCCCUGCCAAGAGCACAGAGCGUAACCUUCUCAAGAGUGCAAGCUUUUGUCAGGUCUUAGUUGGCACGUACCAGCUCGCAGGUUUAGAUGCCCACGGAGGUGCUGAUUCACCAGAUCAGGUUGUUACCAUUGAGGAAUGGAGCUGCAUCGCCUUCCAAUGCCUGUCACCAUGGAAGGCUGUGCUCAUGCCUGCAACCACGCCUGGGAGUGCCAGCGACGUGAGGGUCACGAUCACGAUGAAGCCGAAGUGGUUGAGGCGCCAUUUGUAUUCCAAAGAGCUUUUGGACAUGUAUGGUUCUGAUGUUCAGUGGUCUAUCCAGUUCUUUCAGUUCCAGCCGUCUGCGGCACUGAAGGGCGCGUUUGCUCCAGCGGUGCAAAUGGCCAAGCGACUUGACGGUGAUGCGGUGUCCUUCUGGAGUGGUGAGGACGACUUUGGCAGGCUGGCGAAUUUUCUCCAUCGACGGGCUCGCAGAGACCGCGAGGGAGGUGGACCAGCAGCCGACGGCGACGAUGACGGUGGAGGUGGCCAUCGUGCAGAUGGGGGUGACCACCGCAGCGACGACGAGCUCAGCGGCCAUGGCGACGUCGAUCUGAUCGACGACGCAGUCAUGUUUGACGGCGACGGCCGAGAGCCUGGAGAUGAGAUCGUCGGCGAUGACUUCGAUGCCGUUGGAGGGCUCCCGACCCCAGAGGCGUCAGAUGACGAGGUGGCGCCCGACGCUGGCGUUGGCGAUGCUGGUCCACCAG